GGAGAGAAGUUGGCGCCUUUCAUCAAGCGAUAUUUGAAGUCCGCUGUCACAUCUGGCGCUGUGGUGCAGACCAAGGGUAAAGGUGCCUCCGGUUCGUUUAAACUGUCCAUGACGAAGGGUACCGAGUCGAAGAGCAAGGUACAGCGGACAGUGAAAGUGGCUGAAACUAAGAAGCCGAAGAAAUCGGUUGAAAAGAAGACAACUGCAGUCCGAAAACCCGCAGCAGCAAAAAAGGCUACCACGAGUACAGCGAAGAAGGUCGAAACUGUGAAGAAAUCAGCGGCCGCGAGAAAACCCUCGCUUACCAGAACCGUAAGGCCCGCCAAAACCGAGAAACCAAAGGCUUCGCCCGAUGCUAAGACUGUGUCGAAGAGCAAGAAGAUAGCGAAACCACCAGCUACCAAGACCAAAGCUCCGAAACCCAAGAAGGCUACUCCUUCGAAGUCUGUCAAGUCUUCGCCU
Molecule: messenger RNA, 462 nt
Organism: Nomia melanderi (Alkali bee)
Lineage: Eukaryota; Metazoa; Arthropoda; Insecta; Hymenoptera; Halictidae
Source: RefSeq, a predicted model, not a curated record